Messenger RNA from Dichomitus squalens LYAD-421 SS1, 2703 nucleotides. RefSeq names its product Bromodomain-containing protein. The transcript is spliced from 6 exons. NCBI's taxonomy places the organism in Eukaryota, Fungi, Basidiomycota, Agaricomycetes, Polyporales, Polyporaceae. Gene Ontology annotation, cellular component: chromatin; nucleus. Gene Ontology annotation, biological process: regulation of DNA-templated transcription; chromatin remodeling. The coding region runs from base 58 to 2454 and encodes 798 amino acids. The record is from RefSeq and is a predicted model, not a curated record.
UCUCUUUGCCCUCCCGUCACACCUGCGUGACUGUCACGCGCCUCCCGGUCCCAUACGAUGCACGACGCGCUCUCCUCCGCCCUCAACGGCGCCCAUACCGACUCGGUCUCUGCCCCGGACUCCCCUGCAGUCGACUCAGUCGCCACACCCAUCAACAACUCACUUGUUCCCGACGUCAAGAUCGACGUCGAUUACACCGAGCAGGAGAGUGACGCGCGCCACGAACCUGCUCCCCUAAAGCUGGAUAAGUUGGAGAACGCGUCUAUUGUUCCUCAGCUGGGCACGCCAGUAGAUCCUGGUACGUGUAUCGCGCGAUUCGACGCGUCGUCCUCGCCUGACGCGCGUCAAGACACUAUCCCUAUCGCCCCUCCCCACGGUACCCCUCCUCCACCGCCGGGCGAGCUCUUAGACGAUGUAAAGAUGGCUGAACAAAACCCGCCAGUUCCUGGCGGGGACGUGGAGAUGUCGGAGUCGAGUGGCAAGGUCAACGGUCUUCCCAACGGACAAACGCACGAGUCGCCCGUUGCGACUCCGGUCUCACCUUCAGUACCCGCUGUUACAUCAUCGAGUGAAACUGCUGUCGACUCACAUCUCGCAUCAUCUCCAUACGCUAAUAAUACGAAUGCUAAUGAGGAUGAUGAUCAUGACAAUAAACCCCCGCCCGCUAAGAGAGCUCGGAAGUACUCGGAUGCAGAGAGAGCGUCGCUCGCCAAUACCGGUACUCCACCUCCAGCCUCUGUCUCGCCUCCUCCAACCGCUUACCCUCCUGCGGAGCCUGCUGGACCCUCUACCCUUUCUGUCGCCCAAUGGCGCUUCUCAUCAUCCACGGUUCGUACACUGAAGAAGAUGAAGGAUGCCGGCCCCUUCCUUAACCCCGUCGAUCCCGUUGCUCUCGGCAUCCCUCAUUACCCCCAAGUCAUCAAGCGUCCUAUGGACUUCUCCACCAUCGAGCGCAAGCUUGCCGCCUCCAACCCUGCAAAACCUGAUCCGAAUCCCUCCAAUCCCCGCUACCACCACGCUGAGCAGUUUGUUCAGGACGUCCGUCUGAUCUUCACAAACUGUGUCACGUUCAACGGCCCGGACCAUCCAGUGACACAGAUGGGGAAGCGGGUAGAGGCAGUUUUCGACAAGCAGAUCAAGCAGAUGCCUCCUCCAGAAGAGCCCAAGGCCCCUACGCCGAAGAAAGUCGCAUCCCCUCCCCCGCCUCCUGCACCGGUUAAGAAGCAGGCACGGCGACCAUCUGCGCCUGUGGCUCCCGUCAUUCGGCGGAAUGAGGAGGCGGUCGUUAGUGCUGGGCGUCCGAAGCGCGAGAUACAUCCUCCUCCCCCUAAGGAUCUGCCGUACGCUGACGCGCCCCGCAAGUCGCGGAAGACCAAGGGGCCUAAGAAUGCGAUCGUAGCCGAGCAGAUGAAGUUCUGUGAGAAGAUUUUGAAGGACUUGCAUCAAAAGCAGCACUACCAGAUCGCGCAUCCGUUUUACGAGCCAGUCGACCCCAUCAAGAUGGGUAUUCCCGAGUACCCGAAGAUAGUCAAGAAGCCCAUGGACCUCUCCACCAUGAAGAGGAAAUUGGAUACGGGCGAUUACCCGACGCCUGAGAAGUUCCGCGACGACUUCAGGCUCAUGGUCAAGAACUGCAUGACGUUCAACCCACCCGGUAAUCCCGUACACGAGGCGGGCAAGUCGCUCCAGAACCUUUUCGAUGAGAAGUGGAAGAACUUGCCCAUUCCCCGCUCUCACGAUCUCAGCGACGAUGAGGAUGAAGAGGAUGAGUAUGAGUCGGACGAUGAGCGUGCUCGCAUGGAGGGCAUGAUCGCGGACAUGGAGAGCCAGAUCGCCAGCAUGAAGAACAACCUUGCCGCGCUCAAGAGGAAUGGCAAGGAGAAGGAGAAGAAGAAGGAGAAGCGCGAGAAGCCAACUCCUCCCGUUGCGUCAACAUCCAAGUCCGCGCCCAAGCACUCGAAGGCUCCUCUCCAGAAGAGCAAGAAGGGGAAGAAGCCCGUCACCGACGACGAUGUCCUCACGUUCGAGCAGAAGAAGGAUCUCAGCGAUACCAUCAGUAAGCUCGAUGGAGCGAAGCUCGAGAAGGUCAUCCAGAUUAUUCAUGAUGGUGUGCCCGAGAUACGCGACAGCACGGAGGAGAUCGAGCUCGAGAUCGAUCAGCUACCUGCGGCCGUGUUGACGAAGUUGUACAACUUCGUCAUCAGGCCAAUGAAGCCUCCAGUCAAGCGUCCUCGCACAGGCAAGGGUACGGGCACUGGCGGGCUGAAGCGCAAGAGCAUGGACGAGGACGUCGAGACGAAGAAGAUUCGGGCGCUCGAGGAGAAGCUCAAGUCGUUCGAGCAGGGCGGCCGCACGUCAGGUGGUACCACCAACGGUGCAGCCGCCGGCGACAUGAGCGAGCACUCUUCGGCAGAGUCGAGCUCAGACGAGAGCUCGGCCAGCGACUCGGAGUAAGCUGUAUGUAGUUGAUCUCUUUUCUGUCGUAUGGACCCGUCGAUACCUGUCGUCAUAACUUCGUCCUUGCCGUAUCGCCAACCCCUCCUCCUGCUCGGUGGUCUCGUUGUUUGGGUAACUGGCUGUUGUUGCGCUCACGUUUGUCGUCAACUUAUACUCUUGCCGCUCCUCGUACAUAUCAAAAUUACAGAACUCAUCCUUGUAACUAGUUAGUACUAUACGUUCAUAUUCCAUAUCUUUCGAUAUCCA